This is a messenger RNA of Drosophila elegans, 1349 nucleotides long. RefSeq names its product carbohydrate sulfotransferase 1. Gene Ontology annotation, molecular function: N-acetylglucosamine 6-O-sulfotransferase activity. The record is from RefSeq and is a predicted model, not a curated record. The coding region runs from base 94 to 1191 and encodes 365 amino acids. Gene Ontology annotation, biological process: sulfur compound metabolic process; N-acetylglucosamine metabolic process. The transcript is spliced from 3 exons. NCBI's taxonomy places the organism in Eukaryota, Metazoa, Arthropoda, Insecta, Diptera, Drosophilidae.
CAAAGCGUUGCCUGUCACAGGCAAUCAUACGAUCGUUAAGAGUCUUUUAAAAAUUGUAAGUAAUAGGUAAAGAAAAAAAUUCAAAUUUCAGUCAUGGUGCAAGUUUCGCGUUCUAUCAAAUUCAUCGCCAUUUGCGUGGGCGUCUAUGCCACCUAUGUCCUCUUCGUAUUCUUCCUUUUGCCCAUUCUGAUGCCGGACCCAGUGACCAUGCAGAGAUCAGUAGUAGCCUACAAGACGCGCCACCUGGGCGACCUAAGCAACUUCACCCUGGAAGCAGGCGGUCAGCCGAUCCGCUCCAUGCUGGUCACGUUCCGGGGAUCGGGUGCCCUGACUCUCCUGGACAAUUUGGCCCACCAGCCGGGUUGCUACCAGCACUUUGCUCCGCUGAUCGCCUACGAGAGCCGCUCAAAUGUGGAGCAGGUGCACGGCCGGGCUUUGGAUGAGCUUGUGGCGCUGUACCACUGCAAUUACAACCAGUCCACAGAGAUGCUCCACUGGGGGAUGCGCUCGGCGGUCUUCCGCCGCUUUUACGGCGUUCAGGCGAAAACCUGCCUUACCUACAGCCCGCAGACCUGCUGGGAUCCGCAGACGAUGGCCGCCAUCUGCAAGCUCCAUCCGUUCAUCAACAUGGCCGUGUACAACAUGCGGCUACAGACUCUGGCCUCGCUCUUGGAUCGCGAAGGUCUUAAUCUUCGAAUCCUGCUGAUUGUUCGCGAUCCCCGGAGCACUAUGUAUUCCCGAAUUAAUAACAAUUGGUGUACAACAGCAAAGGAUUGCGAAGUGCAAACCCUUUGCGACGAUAUGAUCAGCGAUCAUCGGUUGGUUGAGACGCUCACAAAAGCUUAUCCGCAGCGCUUUAGCGUUUUACGUUAUGAGGAUUUGCUCUUGCAGCCCGAAGAAAGUACCAAGCUUGUAUUCAAUUUCUAUGGACUGCCAUUCAGGACGCCGAAAAUCAGGACUCGGGGAGCUCAUCCGCGGAGUGGUCAAAUCAUGGACCCCUUCGACUGGGACUUUCGUUGGAAGUAUACCAAUCAGCCCGCCCACGAGUGGAUGAGUAAAAUGAAGGUGGAUGACAUAAAGGCGGUUCAGGUGCUAUGUAGCGAGGCCAUGGACUUAUGGGGCUAUCACUUGAUCCAGGACUUUGAGCACUUUUCACCGGAAUCAUUCGAACCGAUCAUGGGCAAGGCUUAAGCUUAAGACUUUGUGGGCAGUUAUGAUGGAAAUAAAUACAUAAGCAGUGUGAUAGGGUGGCUUUCACGAGAGUAUUAAGAUCAAAAUCCUUUCUUUGCCAUCAACACUGGUGUGCUAAGACACCAUCACCAAAAUCUUUAUGUUCUGUCCAAAAAUAA